Kogia breviceps (pygmy sperm whale) is the source of this 2667-nucleotide messenger RNA. NCBI's taxonomy places the organism in Eukaryota, Metazoa, Chordata, Mammalia, Artiodactyla, Physeteridae. The record is from RefSeq and is a predicted model, not a curated record.
AAGGGGGGGCUGACGUCUUCUGGCGGGUGGCGGUGUUGGAGACGAGAGCUUGGUUAGCCGGUAUUGCUUCUGUCCCAGGAACCCGACGGAGCGUGAGGGAACGAGGGUCGCUUUCGGGGGCUGCUGCCUUCCACGUACGCGUCGUCGUGAGGAGCGCAGCCCGGACUCUCCUGCAACCCCUCCAGCUCCCUUUUCCGCACGCCUCGAGGCAGCGGCGGCAACCGAGACAGCGUCUCACCAUCCCCCACCCCUUCCCCUUGUCCCCCCGCCCGAGAGGGCCCGGUCUGCGCCCCACCCCCGUCCGUUCGCCCGCUACGCCGCCGCCAUGUCGGCGCAGGCCCAGAUGCGCGCGAUGCUGGACCAGUUGAUGGGCACCUCCCGGGACGGGCCCUGGUGGUGGCAACCGCCUGUGUGCCACUGAAAAUCGUGCCGAUGCCUGGCAUACUGCAUAAAUGGAAGCAGGGUACCGCGUUCAAUGUAUCUAUGCCUGCCUACUUCAGUCUGCAAGGGAGUGUCAGAAAGGCCCCGCAUUCGCCGAGCCCAGCAAAAGGGAGACACUUCAGCUGGAACAAAAUAGUGGAAGAAAUGGCGUCUGGGGUUCAGUGGGGAUUCGCAGAGAUACUACUCGUCAACGAAUCAAAUUCAGUGAUGACAGAGUAUGCAAGAGUCACCUUCUGAAUUGUUGCCCCCAUGAUGUCCUGUCUGGAACUAGAAUGGAUCUUGGAGAAUGUCUGAAAGUCCAUGACCUGGCUUUAAGAGCAGAUUAUGAAAUUGCAUCCAAAGAACAAGAUUUUUUCUUUGAACUUGAUGCUAUGGAUCAUCUGCAGUCAUUCAUUGCAGAUUGUGAUCGAAGAACAGAAGUGGCUAAGAAAAGAUUAGCAGAAACUCAGGAAGAGAUUAGUGCUGAAGUUGCAGCAAAGGCAGAACGUGUUCAUGAGUUAAAUGAAGAAAUCGGUAAAUUGUUGGCUAAGGUGGAACAGCUAGGAGCUGAAGGGAAUGUGGAGGAAUCCCAGAAAGUAAUGGAUGAAGUAGAGAAAGCACGGGCAAAGAAAAGAGAAGCAGAGGAAGUUUAUCGGAAUUCUAUGCCAGCUUCCAGUUUCCAGCAGCAGAAACUUCGAGUCUGUGAAGUUUGCUCUGCCUAUUUAGGUCUUCAUGAUAAUGACAGACGACUGGCUGAUCAUUUUGGGGGUAAACUGCACCUGGGAUUUAUUGAAAUAAGAGAGAAGCUUGAAGAAUUAAAGAGAGUUGUAGCUGAGAAGCAGGAGAAAAGAAACCAGGAACGCCUGAAAAGAAGAGAAGAAAGGGAGAGAGAAGAAAGGGAGAAGCUGAGGAGGUCUCGAUCACAUAGCAAGAAUCCUAAAAGAUCCAGGUCCAGAGAGCAUCGCAGACAUAGGUCUCGCUCCAUGUCACGGGAACGGAAAAGGAGAACUCGAUCCAAAUCCCGGGAGAAACGCCAUCGCCACAGGUCCCGCUCCAGCAGCCGUAGUCGCAGCCGCAGCCACCAGAGAAGUGGGCACAGUUCUAGAGACAGGAGCAGAGAGCGAUCCAGGAGGAGAUCCUCAAAAGAGAGAUUCAGAGAACAAGACUUAGCAUCACGUGACAGAGACAGGAAUUCAAGAGACAGAUCACCUCGUGACAGAGAUCGAAAAGAUAAGAAGCGGUCCUAUGAGAGCGCUAAUGGCAGAUCAGAAGACAGGAGGAGCUCUGAAGAGCGCGAAGCAGGGGAGAUAUAAUUAGCUGUGUACAUAUCCUCAAUCCUUAAGCUUCCUCUGGAGUUACAUACUAUUGUUUAGUUUACAGCUGUUCAGGGUGACACAGUGAGCAGCUCCAGACACCGAUCCAGCUAGGCUAGGUGUAUAGCAUCUAACUUGGUCUGAACUUGUUUUCUUUGAUGAAUUCUAAAACUACAUCCAUAGUUUCUGGUGAACUUGUAAUACACUUCUGAAAGUACAGUUUUAUAUAAUAAGAUGCUGAUGUCUUUAUUCUUUCUAGUAGGAGUGAUAGUGAAUGAAUUGUGUUACUUGCCUUGGGAUUUUUUGAACAUUUGUAAAAUGCUGUCUUCCUUUCUCGUCCAAAAAACAGCAACUUUGGGAAUUUCUUUUUAAUCCUUCUUCCUUUGACUCUGUAUCCCCUGAUACCUCUACCCUCUACUUGUAAGAGAAAGGGGUGCAGGGAAGCAAUAUAACUUCUGUUCUAAGGUUCUAUUCCCAUUAUUAAUUACUAGCUGAUUACAGUUCAGAACAUUUAUACUGGAAUAUGUGCUGAAGAAAUUUAAAAUACUGGGAGUUUUGUUUGUCUAACGGUGCCUCUUUUUAGAGUGGGAAGUUGAACAGCUGUUGCAUUACAUGCUUUGCUUUUUUAUUGAAAUUUUGAAAUUAAACAUGUCUUGAUUUUUCUGUUCUAUUGAAUAGCUACGUUCAGGAUGUUUUGAGAUGGGGGGUGGGGGCAGGGACUCUUUCAUAAGCACUUGUUUUAUUUUGUGUGUGUGGAGUAUGAAGAUUACACUCUUAUUGUAAAAAAUAAUAAAAUGAAAAUCACCACCACCAUCAUUAAACUGUAACUUGUCUAGUAAAUUGUCACUAGAACUACUUGCUGUGGCCAUUCCUAUUCUGUUACUAAUAGUGCCUUACUGUGCAAGGCACCAAAGGAAAUAAAUAUAUACUUACA